AUGCGCACGGACUACAAACCUGAGGAAGUGCGAACGGAGGUACUGCCUCUCUUCGAUUCGAAGACAUUCUGGAAACAACUUUCGUACAAAGCGCAGACGCGAUUGCUACCCAAGCUUGUACCUAAGCCACUUAACGUUACCUCUCCUACCAAGAAGAAACUACCAGUUGACCGUGCGCUCGCGGUAAAGUUUCCAGUCCCUAGCGACAAAGACAAAGCGAAAUUGCAGCUUCGAUUGUUGAGCAAUCAGCCAGUAGCUCUCGCCCCGAUGACUUCCGCGGCGAAAUCAGACGCGCUUCUUAAAGCACCUCAGCGGCCCACAAUCCCCAAGAACAAGGAUGAACUCGACGCCUUCCAAAGGAAAAGAAGAACCCGACAGUCCGCCUGCAUCGGCUUUAUCACAGCCGUCGAGCAUCAACAACGCGACUUUCAGUACCGCUACUGCAACUCAAAAGCCCCCCAGAAGCACGUCUUCACUUCCGAACGAAAAUUGGCGUAA
This is a messenger RNA of Alternaria incomplexa, 498 nucleotides long. RefSeq lists its product as uncharacterized. The coding region runs from base 1 to 498 and encodes 165 amino acids. The transcript has 2 exons. NCBI's taxonomy places the organism in Eukaryota, Fungi, Ascomycota, Dothideomycetes, Pleosporales, Pleosporaceae. The record is from RefSeq and is a predicted model, not a curated record.